Molecule: messenger RNA, 8371 nt
Organism: Callithrix jacchus (white-tufted-ear marmoset)
Lineage: Eukaryota; Metazoa; Chordata; Mammalia; Primates; Cebidae
Gene: FHL5
Product: four and a half LIM domains 5
Biological process (GO): positive regulation of transcription by RNA polymerase II
Cellular component (GO): Z disc; nucleus
Molecular function (GO): transcription coactivator activity
Source: RefSeq, a predicted model, not a curated record
AGGUGUGGCCAGCUCACCAGGAAGCAGGCAGAGCAGGGAAGGCUGAGUCCACACUCCACACUGCAAGCGCAAAGAGCAGGAAACUACCUUGAGUUAUUCUAUCCAAACCCAAGUCUCAAAAGUCCUCAAUUUCCCAAGAAGGCAGUGAUAGAGGCCACAACCCAGGGGGUCAUCUCUCAAGGUACCAAUAGCUUUGCAGCCCAGUAGGAGUCAUGUGCAUGUCAUAAGACUUGAAGGAAAUGCAGGGACCCUCCUAUUUUCUCCUGCAAAGUUGAAAAAUCUGCAUGCAGUUGGAAGGGAUCUUCAGAUGGUGCUGGUGACUUUCUGUUCCUUUUGGAGUUGACAUGCAUAUGGAUUGGAGGAAAAAUAAUCAAUAUACAUUCUCCUUUCAUACUCUUUAAAUCACAGGAAGAAGUGCCUUGAAGACAAAGAUCAAACCAAAAUGACAACUGCUCAAUUUUACUGUCAAUGCUGCACAACUUCACUUCUUAGGAAGAAAUAUGUGCUAAAAGAUGACAGUCCAUACUGUGUUUUAUGUUAUGAUCGUAUAUUUUCUAACUACUGCGAGGAGUGCAAAAAACCAAUUGAAUCCAAUUCUAAGGAUCUUUGUUACAAAGACCGGCACUGGCAUGAAGGAUGCUUCAAGUGCACCAAAUGCAAUCACUCUUUGGUGGAAAAGCCUUUUGCUGCCAAGGAUGAGCGCCUGCUGUGCACAGAGUGCUAUUCUAAUGAGUGUUCCUCCAAGUGUUUCCACUGCAAGAGGACCAUCAUGCCUGGUUCCCGCAAAAUGGAAUUUAAGGGAAACUACUGGCAUGAAACCUGCUUUGUGUGUGAGAAUUGCCAACAACCUAUAGGGACAAAGCCUUUGAUCUCCAAAGAGAGUGGCAAUUAUUGUGUGCCGUGUUUUGAGAAGGAGUUUGCUCACUAUUGCAACUUUUGUAAGAAGGUGAUAACUUCAGGUGGGAUAACAUUUUGUGACCAGCUAUGGCAUAAAGAGUGUUUUCUGUGUAGUGGCUGUAGGAAAGAUCUCUGUGAAGAACAGUUUAUGUCCAGAGAUGACUAUCCAUUCUGCGUGGACUGCUACAACCAUCUUUAUGCCAACAAGUGUGUAGCCUGUUCCAAACCCAUUACUGGUCUCACAGGUGCCAAGUUUAUCUGCUUUCAAGACAGCCAGUGGCAUAGUGAAUGUUUUAACUGUGGGAAGUGCUCUGUCUCUUUGGUGGGUAAAGGCUUCCUGACCCAGAACAAGGAAAUCUUCUGCCCAAAAUGUGGCUCUGGGAUGGACACUGACAUCUAGGAGACAGUCCUUUUGCACCAAAAAUCCACUUUGUCUUUGUUGUCACUAAAGCCAGAAUUCAGUUGCAGUCUUAUUUUUGACUUAAGUUUUAGAAAAUAAUAAUGUAGUUUAGAGUGGAAGAGUCUUUGCACACAUUUAAUCGAACUACAUUCUAAGGGCACAAAAAAACAGAGUAGAACAGAAAUGAAUAUAUACUAAAUCACAAAGACACCUCUCCUUGCAAAAUACUGCACUCUGCUGUUAGAAACAUAGAAAAAUAUCUCUUUAUAACCAAAUAUACAACCUAUACCUAGGAACUGUGGACAUAAUUACUGAAGAAUGAGGUUUUUCAUACCUGAAGAGUAAAAGAAAAACUAAGAGAUCAAAGUAAGAGGUAUACAUGAGACUAGUGUUUGCAUUCCCGGUUAUAUGUAAUGUAAUAAACUAGCUAUAAAAGGUAAAAGAAAAUUGAUCAGAGUAAAUUGAUUAGCAAUUAUCACAUUUAAGAAUUAUUAUUUAAAAAUCAUUCUUUUAUUAUUCACAUAUACUGACUUUAGAAUUAAAAAACAAAGCUACAAUUUGCCCUCAUACACACUGCUUCCACAGCUUGCUAGUUCCGUGUCAAUACAAUAUGAGGACUGAGGACAUUAUUGCUCUCCUACUCUGCAUAGGUAUAAAGGGGACCAUUUCUACCUAGGGAUAGUCAAAGCUUGGGUUUCAACACAUUUUGUAUUAAGUGUGUUUUCAAAGUCCACAAUGACUUUUCUAAACGCUUACAGAUUCCAUGAAAUAAAAGUCUGUUCUUUCAAGUAGAGCUAACCAGGAUAAUCUUUGUCCCCAAAGGCAAACCUUUAAAAUAAAUAGAUCAUUAAAUCACCACUUGUGGAAAUGAGUUUUAGGAAAGGGAUUGAGUGUUGGAACAUGACUUUCAUCCAGAUAUCUAAAGACAUAAUAGAAUGCAUAAUUAGCUCUGUGCCUCAUGCAUUUUGCCUUCUAAAAUUAUAUAGAUGAUUAAUGGGCAGACAUAAAAGUGGGCUUUAAAGAAAUCUAGUAAUAAUAAAAACUGAAAAAGAAUAAUUCACUGCUGGUAAUUCAGAACCUGCAAAGCAGCACAAUAGAGUAAUGUGGGCUGUAGGGGAGCCCUCCCCACUCUUCCCCCACACCUGUGCCAUCCACCUUACCCCAAGCCAAUCAUGCCCAAGCUUCAAUCUGCUUCAUAACCAGUAGGUAUACUCCUAACCCUAAACAACCAUCCUACAAGUCAGUCAGUGUUUAUUGAUCAUAUAGAAAGCGAACAGCCUUAGUGAGAAGUCCAUCACAAUGUUUAUCUUUAUACCAGACUUUAACUGAUCGUGACCGUACCUUGCUGCCCCUGGAUAUUUUCCAUAUUACUUGCAACAAAUGUAAAGCAACCUCUGUUCUCCAUGGUCAGUUAUCAAACUUGGUUAUAGCAUCUCUUGUGUGGAGUAGAAGGAGGUCAGGAGAAGAAGCCUACAUAGAUAUAUAAGCGUGUUCACUCAGAUUACUGCACAGCAUUAAAGGUUUUGAUUAAAAUCUAAUUAUAAGAUACUGCUGAUUACAAUUACUAAAAUACCAUCACAGAAGAUUCAAUUAAAAUUGUUAUGGAAACAAUUUUUGAAAUAGUUUAAAAUGCAAGAACAUUCAGGGAUGUUAACAAUUUAGAGAUACUAAUAAAUGUUCUGCUAGGUAGAUUAUUUGAAAACUAUAAAUAUAUUUUUAGAUUAACAAUGUCAAGGUAUUUUUUCAUAUUCACAUUGUAAAAUACAGGGAAAACUACCAAUAUUUUUUCUUCAUUAUAUGAAAUUUCACAGAUAGAACUAAAUCUACAAUAUAGAAAAUAGUGAAUUGCAUGUAGAGAAAUCCAAGCCACUUAAGUCUAGAUAGAUAUAUAACAUGUAACACCUUCUCUGUUAACCAAUUAUAGAUAAAUAUAUAACUUGUAAUGCUUUGUUAAACAAUUGGAAAUGUUUAGGCAUUUUAUUGUGUGUGGGGGUGAGUAUGCACGUGAUCAGACUUGUAUUCUAGGUUUUCAAUUAAAAUUCACAGAAUCAUUUCCUUGAUAAAGAUCUUAUUACCCUUUCAUAAGCAUAAAUAUAUAUACUUUUACACAUAAAUAGUUCUGCAUUUAGAAGGUAUUCUACACAUCAAACACAUAUUAAACAUGUACUAUGCCCAAAGUUAGAGCUUACGCUGUUGUGGUUCUGGAGUGAUAGGAAGAUGGAUCAAGGUAAAUGUGGAAGUGCCUGAGGCAGAGAUCCUUGCUUACAGGUUAAACAAAACACCACUGUAGACAUAGCUCACAUAUGCAGAACAACUAAGGAAGAAGACCUCAUUAGGUCUUUGUGUAACGCACACACACAAAGAUAAAUGUAAAAAUUAUAUAGUUGAUUUAUAUGAUUCAUGUAACAAAGAGAAAAACUCUCUUAGGGACUUACCUGAAGAUGAAAUGGACUGCCGGAGGAAACAAUGGGCUCCCAGUAAUUCAAAGGUGACAUCUGCAUAGGUGGGAAAGUAGUUCCUGCCAAUAACAACCAGAUGGCUUGGAAGUAGCAGAGACUGUGCCGAAGAGCAAGAGGAAAUAAGAUUGCUAAAAGAGAAAGAGUCAGAGUAAGGGAGAAUAUUAACUCUUAGGAUAAAAAGUGUGUGUAACAGGCCAUAGAAAGUUACCAACUGUUCUUAAGUAGAAGAAGAAAAUAAUUAUUGCAGUGUUUGAGGAAAAUUAUGCUAUUGAUUCUUUGUGGAAUAGAACCAAAGAAAUCAAGACUCCAAGGAUUAAGUUUCUUCCUGCAGUAGUAAGUUUGGUUAGUGGCUACAAAAGUGAAAAGAAAGAGGAAAAAGGCAUUGAAGGCCAAGAGUUAUAUUUGUUGGCAAAGAUGAGUAUGCAAGUCAACAAGUCAAAAUAUUUUAUUUUGUUAUGUUGGGGAUUAAGGAUGACAAAAAAAAAAAGCAAAAAUGUAUUUCUGCUUCAAUAAUAAUGAUUAAGAUGCUCAAGGGUUCAAUUUUAACUUAACAACAUUAUAAGAGUGUUAAAUUGGGAAAAAACUAGCUUCAUUGGUUAAGUAAAACGUGGUUAUGUUACAAUCCGGGAUUCAAAGCUUACAUUGUUGCUAUAACUUUAAAAAAGGGAACAUUAGAUUGCUCACUGGAGUAAAAUAUUGGCCUACCCUCAUGAAAAAUGCAUAAUACUAAUCACAAAUGGUUUAAAAAAACACUGUAAAAUUUAAUGCCACAAAUGAAAAGUCAAUCCAAAAACAUAUUUGAUGUUAGUAAUAUCAUUUUGAAUUAAAAAAAUAAUUUUUAAUUUACUUGGCAUCUUGAUAAUAGUUCAUUUUUUAUGGUUGUUACCAUAAAACAGUAUGUUUUUUAUAUAUUUAAUUGAGCCUUCUAUUACCCAUCUAUUUUUACACCAUUCAAACUAACUAUGUGUUUAGAUAUCAUUUCAGUAGAUGCUGAGAGUUGCUAAUAUGAGGUUAGUAUAUGGUUGUUACCAUAUAACAGUAUGUUUUUUAUAUAUUUAAUUGAGCACAUAGUCUGUAAGGCAUCUGUAGGUGUUUAUGAGGAUAAUGAUACUGUUUUUGCUCUAAAUUGGUUUUUAGAAGUCUCUUAUACUGAAUAAAUUUGCAUUUUACAUAGUCCAUAUUACUCAUAUUAUUUUUAAAGAUUCAUUUUUUACAUUAACUAUGUAGUAAACAGAAUAGGUGUGAAAUAAUUUCUGUAGUGUUUCUACUUCUAUUACAUAAGUAAACAUGAUAACUUUUACUAUUACCCAUCUAUUUUUACACCGUUAAAAUUAACUAUAUAUUCAAAUAUCAUUUCAGGGCAUUAAUUGGAAAAAAACAGAAUUGUCUUAUCCAAACAGAAUCUCUCUUCUGUUAAACUAGGAGAUCCAUGGCUAUGUUCUUUCUUACAGUAAUAAAAUGUUAAAAUAUUCUAAACUUAAAAAAAUUACUUCCUAUUAUUUCUGUGAUUCUGAAAAUAUUUUAUGAAAAAAAUCCCACUUUAAUUGGAUUUUUCUACUUUAAUGUAGAUAGUCUUUUGCUAAUUUCUUAUUUCUAUAUGCAACGAAUUGCUAAAACUCUUGGCAGCUUUAAACCCUUAUCUAUUUUAUCUAAAGCAAAAUUUAUGUCUAUGACACACAUCUCCAUGAAACUUUAAUCCACACUAUUAGUAUCAGUUACUUUCCAGAAUUAAUCUUGCUGAAAUAUUUUAAUGUCUAGACAUAUUUCUCAAAGAAUAUUUGGAAUAAUACCCUUAUCAAAUAUUUCUAGUUUACUUUUGUAAUCACAUUUUUUUGAAAACUAAUGAUAUUCUUUUGGGGACCUAAAACAUAAACUUUGUCUUGGAAUAGUGUUUAUUCAAUAAAAGAGACAGAAUGCCAUUAGAAAUUACAGUUGUUAGGUAUUACCUUUAUCCUAAAUCUCUUCGUCUAGGAUUAUUAAAUCUUUAGAUCUUCAUUAUCCUACCAGAAACAUUGCAGGGCUGACUGAGGUGAGAUCACCUUUAAAAAAUGGAUGGGAACUUUGAGGUUCUCUUUUCAGGGAGAGGUAAAGGAGAUCACCAGAAUACAUUUGGCCUUGCAACUCUCAGCAUUUACUGAAAUGAUAUCUAAACACACAGUUAGUUUGAAUGGUGUAAAAAUAGAUGGGUAAUAGAAGGUAAAAGUUCUUUUUUUUUUUUUUUUUUUUUUUUUUUUUUUUUUUUUUGAGACGGAGUUUCGCUCUUGUUGCCCAGGCUGGAGUGGUGCAGUCUCGGCUCACCACAACCUCCACCUCCUGGGUUCAGGCAAUUCUCCUGCCUCAGCCUCCUCAUCAUGUUCUUUUUAUGUCAACAUUAAAGAAGGAUAUCUAAGAGAGAGGAUAUCAAGUCUUCAUUUGAACCAUCCAUCUCAAAAGAAUUUAGAAAUGAGUCCAUCCAUUCAAGUCAUCCAUGUGGCUUCUUAGAUGGUCCCCAAAACAUAUCCAGAGAGAAUUAGAGAAGUUUUAUCUGCUAAUUAAGACCAUUCUGAAUUUUUCUGGCUGAUAAGCUUUAGACCAGAUACUCUGUUCAAUAUGGAGAAAAUCAAAAAGGAAGAAAAUCAAAAAAGAGGCAAAAACAAAACAAAACAAGAGAUUGAGAUCAAAGUUGGAGUCUAUAAAAGAAAUAACAGAGUUUAUAUGUAUUUGAAAUGACUGGAUUUUAUAUCUCUGUGGUUGAGAAAGGGAACAGCUUGCUGUGAUAGAAUUAUGAUCCAUGUCACUGAGGAGCAAAGAGUAUUUGGGUCAAAUAUUUUCCCACAAAUGUUAACAAGCUUAUGGAGUGGAUGUCCAUAAAGGGUUCUCUAAAUGAGGAACAUUAAUGAGCUCAACAGACAUUCAUCCAGUGACUCAAACAGUGACAUUAAAUGCUAUUCCUGCUACACAGAAAAACAAAAAGUUUGAUAUUUAUGGAAGUCCACACACUGAAUCAUUAAGGCUUACUCCUUCUUUAACAAAUGACAACCUCUCUUCUUUGCCUCUGCAGCAUCACUUAUAGGUCUGUUUAUUUAAGAGCUUCAACCCAAGCUCUCAAACAAGAAAUGAAUGAAGGAGUAUAGAUACAGGAGAAAUGGGGGAAAAUAGUGUGGUGAUAAAAAUUUUGACAUUUCUGAAAAAAAAAUGAAAAACCAUUUUUAAAACUUUCACUUUCCCUAUAUAAUAAAAAUUUUCCCGAAGUACAAGACAUUUACAAGAGGCAAAAUAUGUGAACAGAAAAAAGGAAAAGUUUGAUAAAAUUUGGAGCUUGAGGACUACAAUUAGUAUCAGUUUUCUCCCCUGCAUGGAAAUUACUCUUUUAGAUGCCACCAACUAAUAUGGAGCCACAAAACUCAAUGAUUGCUUUUCAACAUUCAGUCUGCUGUGAGACAGGCACUUGCUUUGUUGGCUUCCUCAAGAUUCUUCAAAAUCUUUCUGCCGAUCGCAUCCAUGACACCAUUUUCUCCUAUGUCUUCUAAAUCUCUGCCUCCUUCACUAGCACACCAUCUUCUAUCGAUUUCUUAAAAACAAAUAUUCCUAAAUAUUCUUGACCUCCUUGUUCUGUAUUUUCUCUAUUGGUGAAUUUAUCUAAUUCCAUGAUUUAAAGUGCUUUAUCUGGGUAGCUGAGAUCCAAAUACACAUCUUCUGACUUGAAUUCUCUUUCAAGUUUCAGACACAAGUUUCUCAUUGCCUUUUGGACAUCUCAAACCAGUGUCAUGCAGACACCUAAAAAUAACUAUUAGCCUUUCUCUAAAUUCCACUUAUCUUCCUCUGUUCCUCAGCUUAGUUAAUGUAUCAUCCAAAUAGAGCUUUUUAAAUUCAAGUCUUGGACACAUGAAAAGUAGUCAUUAGGGAAAUGCAGAUUAAAACCACAAUGAGAUACCAUUUCACACAGCCUGGAAUGGCUAUAAUAAGUAAGACAGUAACAAGUAUUGUGGAGGAUGUAGAAGAACAGGAAGUUUCACAUAGUGCUUGAGUAAUGAAAAUGAUAGAAAAUGAUUCAGCUACUUUGGAAAAUAGUUUGAUAGUUUCUCAAAAAGCUAAACAUUAAACUACCAUAAAACCCAGAAGUUUCAGUCAUAUCUACCCAAGAGAAGUAAAAAUAUAUGUCCACACAAAUGUUCAUAGCAGCAUUAUUCAUGAUAACCCAAACUGAAACUACCCAAGUAGUCAACUGAUAAAUAAAGGAAGUGUGAUACAGCCAUAUAAUAUUAUGCAGCCAUAGAAAGGAAUGAACUAUUGAUAGGUGCUACAACAUGAAUGAACUUUGAAAAUAUUAUGCUAAGUGAAAGAAGGCAGACAAAAAGGCCACAUAUUGUAUGAUUCUAUGUAUACAAGAAGCUCAGAACAGGCAAAUUUAUAGAGACCAAGUAUAUUAGUGGUUUCCUGGGGUUAGGUCAUGAACAGUACUUAACUGCAAGUGCGCAUGAGGAAACUUAAUUGGGGAGAAUGAAAAUAUUGUAAAACUAUUUCAUGGUAAUGAUUGCACUGCUUGAUGAAAUUACUAAAAGUCAUUGAAUUAUUGACUUGAGUAAACUGUAUGAUGUAUAUGCUAUACCUUAAUAAAGCUGUUUUUUUAAAUCUA